AUGUGUUUGAUUGAAAGACGAGAAGCAAAAAUACGUCCUUUAAGCAUGACGAUAGCGACAAUACCAUCGCAAAAUGCUUGUGUUGAGGUUGGGGUGCCACUAAACAGCUGGUGUAAUGGUGUAGCCUGCUGUCCCAACUGUAAACACGAACUACACCUCUCGCUGUCCUGCUCUAAGGCACAUACACCACUGACUCCGCCCUUCACAAUACAGCCCUACUUGCCUCACUCACUCUACACGGUACCAGCACCACUUCCAUCUCCUUAUAAUGAAGAAUUAAAACGCCUGGAAGAUACGCUUAAAGCACUCCGGCUCUCUGGCUGGUAUUAUGGCAAUUUAGAUUGGCAGGGAGCAAGGAACCUCUUGAAGGAUGCCAGUGUUGGAGCAUUUGUGAUAAGGGAUUCUAGGGAUAGAAAUUUCAUUUUCUCACUGUCAGUACAAACUGAACGAGGUCCAACCUCAGUACGCAUGCACUAUGAGCAGGGCUAUUUUAGAUUUGAUUGCGACAGGCCGCUCGCCAGGUUUAUGCCAAGAUUCCGAUGUGUGAUCGAAUUAAUUCAACACUACACGCGUCUCGGGGAACGAGGGGCAGCGGGCACCGUGUGGGUUGACCGAGAGGGAUGCGCGCAUUCCCCUGUUCUCCUUAAAAAUCCUCUAAGAAAAUCACCACCAUCUCUCCUACACUCCGCUCGGAUCGCUAUCCAUAAAGCGCUGGACUCCAACCCCUUAACUCCCAAACUUUGGACCGCUCCAAAACAUAGACUAUUGCCCCUUCCCUCCACACUCAUCGAAUACCUCGGCGAAUACGCCUACUCAAUCUAA
Molecule: messenger RNA, 822 nt
Organism: Pieris macdunnoughi
Lineage: Eukaryota; Metazoa; Arthropoda; Insecta; Lepidoptera; Pieridae
Source: the annotation of a GenBank genome assembly